AUGUUAUGCUCGUUUCAAACCUGCUACCUUCAGUGCAUGAUCCCGAUCGUUGAUGAGGUCUGUGUGCCCGACAUGGCUCAAAAAACAGUAGAUUUGGUGCGAUCUUUUAUCCAGUGGCAUGCUACUGAUAUCUCAGAUUGGCAUGCAGUAGCGGGGAGAUUUGAAGAAUUGCCGGAAAGCUGUCGUCAAUUAGCCGACUCACAGCCAGAUCCAGCAUUACAGUUGAUAAAUCGAGAUUAG
This is a messenger RNA of Strongylus vulgaris, 240 nucleotides long. The record is from the annotation of a GenBank genome assembly. NCBI's taxonomy places the organism in Eukaryota, Metazoa, Nematoda, Chromadorea, Rhabditida, Strongylidae.